This is a messenger RNA of Thlaspi arvense, 1580 nucleotides long. NCBI's taxonomy places the organism in Eukaryota, Viridiplantae, Streptophyta, Magnoliopsida, Brassicales, Brassicaceae. The record is from the annotation of a GenBank genome assembly.
GAACUCAACCGAAAAGAAAUGGAAGAGGAUCAUAACAAGUUCUUAAAGACGAGUGUGGCUGUGAUAAUAGUGUUCACCACAAUUCUUGUGGCCAAACUCAUUACCUACUCCAAAACCAAGAAGAAGAGUGUUCGUGUCCCUCCCGUUCUUCAAGCGUGGCCUCCUUUGAUCGGAACUCUUCUUCGCUUCAUGAAAGGUCCAGUCUUGAUGCUUAAAGAGGAAUAUCCUAAGCUUGGAAGUGUUUUCACGGUGAAGCUUCUUCACAAAAACAUCACCUUUCUCAUCGGUCCUGAAGUCUCGACACACUUUUUCAACGCUUAUGAAUCCGACCUCAGCCAAAAAGAAGUUUACCGGUUCAAUGUCCCUACGUUUGGCCCUGGAGUUUUUCGAUUCUUCGCCGACGCUCUAAAGGUCAACAAGUUAAAGGGUUAUGUUGAUCAAAUGACGAACAAGGCCGAGGGUUACUUCUCAAAAUGGGGAGAGAGUGGUGAAGUGGACCUAAGUUUUGAGUUAGAGCGUCUCAUCACCUUAACUGCAAGUAGAUGUAUAUUGGGUCGAGAAGUUCGUGACCAACUUUCUGAUGAUGUCUCUACAUUGUUCCAUGAUCUUGAUAAAGGAAUGCUUCCCAUUAGUGUUCUCUUCCCUUACCUUCCCAUUCCAGCUCAUCGCUGCCGUGACCGUGCCCGCGCAAAGCUUGCACAAAUCUUUUCCAAGAUCAUAGCAUCCAGAAAACGCUCUGGCAAAUCAGAGAACGACAUGCUACAAUGUCUCAUCGACUCGAAGUACAAAGACGGUAGAGAGACGAGUGAAUCUGAGGUUACUGGCUUGCUCAUUGCUGCAUUGUUUGCAGGACAACACACGAGCUCUGUCACUUCCACAUGGACCGGUGCUUAUCUCAUGCGAGAGAAGCACUACUUAAAAGAGGCAAAGGCAGAGCAAAAGAAACUGAUUGAAAAACAUGGGGGGCAAGAUCAAUUACGAUAUCUUAUCUGAAAUGGAUGUUCUCUUUAGGUGCAUUAAAGAAGCUUUAAGGCUUCACCCUCCAAUGAUCAUGCUGUUGAGAGCCUCACUUAGUGAUUUCAACGUGACAACUCGAGAAGGAAGAACGUAUGAGAUUCCAAAGGGUCAUAUCAUUGCAACCUCGCCUGUGUUCGCCAACCGUUUGCCUCAUGUUUUCAAAGACCCUGACAGUUUCGAUCCCGGUAGAUUCUCACCGGGAAGAGAAGAGGAUAAAGCAGCCGGUCCAUGUUCAUACAUCUCCUUAGGAGCAGGAAGGCACGAGUGUCUUGGUGGAUCUUUCGCGUAUAUGCAAAUCAAAGCCAUAUGGAGUCAUUUGUUGAGAAACUUUGAGCUUGAGUUAGUGUCACCUUUCCCUGAAGUCGCCAUGAACAAUAUGGUGGCUUGCCCUAAAGGAAAGUGAUGGUUCGUUACAAGCGUCUCCCCCUUUCUUAAAAACCAUUGCAAAGGUAUAGAAAUGUUAUUGCAACUUUGGUUUUAAUUAUCUUUCGUUUCUUGUCUCUCGUCUCUCUUGUUUUGUUAUGUCGGUUGUUCGAUUCUAUGCUAUUUCAUUACUGUUUUCC